Arachis duranensis is the source of this 1456-nucleotide messenger RNA. Its product is annotated as serine/threonine-protein kinase SRK2A. The record is from RefSeq and is a predicted model, not a curated record. Gene Ontology annotation, biological process: intracellular signal transduction; protein phosphorylation. Gene Ontology annotation, molecular function: protein serine/threonine kinase activity; ATP binding. The transcript has 9 exons. NCBI's taxonomy places the organism in Eukaryota, Viridiplantae, Streptophyta, Magnoliopsida, Fabales, Fabaceae. The coding region runs from base 340 to 1395 and encodes 351 amino acids.
GUUCUGUUCAAUUUUUUAAUCAUCACUUUCUAACACCUCUUCCAUGAACCAAAUCAACAAUAAUCAGCAGUAAUAAAUAACUAAUAUUUGAUUAAUUAAAUAAAUCAAAUCCUAAUUUAGCUUCGAAUUGCGCACACGAUUCUUUGCUUCCCUUGGAAACUCUCCCAAAUCCCCACUACCUUCACUCUCUUUCUUCUCUGCUUCUUUCUCUUUUCUCCAAUUUCGGAUUUUUCUCUCUCUUCUCUGAGAUCUUGUUUCGCCGUUUGGGGUUAUCUCGGUGGAACCGGAAGCUGCGAACUUUCUCCGCGUGUUGGUUGAUUCGAGAGAAGGAGAAGGAGUAUGGAAAAGUACGAGCUGGUGAAGGAUAUAGGAUCUGGGAAUUUCGGGGUGGCAAGGCUUAUGCGCCACAAAGAGACCAAGGAGCUUGUUGCUAUGAAAUACAUUGAAAGGGGUCACAAGAUUGAUGAAAAUGUUGCAAGGGAAAUCAUAAACCACAGAAGCCUUCGCCACCCGAAUAUCAUUCGGUUCAAGGAGGUGGUUUUGACUCCUACACAUCUUGGAAUAGUGAUGGAGUAUGCAGCUGGAGGAGAGCUCUUCGAGCGAAUUUGCAAUGCUGGAAGAUUUAGUGAAGAUGAGGCUCGGUAUUUCUUCCAGCAGCUCAUCUCUGGAGUUAGCUACUGCCAUUCCAUGCAAAUUUGCCAUCGAGACUUGAAGCUGGAGAAUACCUUACUGGAUGGCAGCCCUGCUCCUCGUCUGAAGAUUUGUGACUUUGGUUAUUCCAAGUCAUCUCUGCUUCAUUCAAGGCCUAAAUCAACAGUGGGAACUCCUGCCUACAUUGCACCAGAGGUUCUUCAACGAAGAGAGUAUGAUGGAAAGUUGGCAGAUGUAUGGUCAUGUGGAGUGACUCUUUAUGUAAUGCUAGUUGGAGCAUACCCAUUUGAGGACCAAGAGGAUCCCAAAAAUUUCAGGAAAACCAUAAAUCGAAUUAUGGCUGUCCAAUAUAUGAUCCCAGACUAUGUUCACAUAUCUCAAGACUGUAGGCAUCUUCUAUCUCGCAUUUUUGUGGCUAAUCCAGCUAGGAGAAUCACCAUUAAGGAGAUCAAGUCACACCCAUGGUUCUUAAAGAACUUGCCUAGGGAAUUGACAGAAAUGGCUCAAGCUGUCUACUAUAGAAAAGAAAACCCGACCUUUUCUCUUCAGAGUAUAGAGGACAUCAUGAAAAUUGUCGAGGAGGCCAAAACUCCUCCGCCAGCUUCCAGGUCAGUUGGAGGAUUUGGAUGGGGGGGAGAAGAGGAGGAAGAUGAAGCAAAAGAAGAAGAAGCCGAGGUAGAAGAAGACGAAUAUGAAAAAAGGGUCAAGGAGGCACAAGCUAGUGGAGAGUUUCAUGUUAGUUAAAAGUAAACAGUUUGAUUCUUGGAUAGUAGAAUAGAUUCCUGGUUCCCUUUGCUCUUGGUUA